GAAAGAGAGAGAGAAAAAAAAGCCAUGCAGUGUUAAAUGUUUGCGGCUCAAACGCUUCGACACUCGCGUACAAAGAGAGAAGAACUAGAGACGCACGCGCUCCUGCGUCUGUGCGCGAGAGGCGAAAACGCGUCAAUUUAAUAAAUAAAUAAAUAAAUCGACGCUCGCGAACCCUUUUCUUUGCUUUUGAAGAAUUAAAUAAAGAAAUCAAGCUGGCUCACGCUGUCUCGAACCCGACCACUUUGACAGCUGCUCUUCACCCCCUUUGGAGGACUGUCAACAGCAAAAGGAUGGCAUCAGAACUGGCAAUGAGCAGCUCCGACCUGCCCACCAGUCCCCUGGCCAUGGAAUAUGUUAAUGACUUCGAUCUGAUGAAGUUUGAAGUGAAAAAGGAGCCGGUGGAGCCCGAUCGCAGCAUCAGCCAGUGCAACCGCCUGAUCGCCGGGGGAUCCCUGUCUUCCACCCCGAUGAGCACGCCUUGCAGCUCGGUUCCCCCUUCCCCAAGCUUCUCGGCGCCCAGUCCGGGCUCCGGGAGCGAGCAGAAGGCGCACCUGGAGGAUUUCUACUGGAUGACCGGCUACCAACAGCAGCUCAAUCCGGAGGCUUUGGGCUUCAGCCCCGAGGACGCGGUGGAGGCGCUGAUCAACAGCAGUCACCAGCUCCAGAGCUUCGACGGCUAUGCUAGAGGGCAGCAGUUUAGCAGCGCAGCCGGGGCGGGAGGCGCCAUGGCCGGCGAGGAGAUGGGAUCCGCCGCCGCGGUGGUCUCCGCGGUCAUCGCGGCCGCCGCAGCCCAGAACGGAACACCCCACCACCACCACCAUCACCACCACCACCCGGGCGGGCACCAUCCGACGCCUGGGAUGCAGUCCAACGGCAACUCCGGCAACCACCAGCACAUGCACCUGGACGACCGCUUCUCGGACGAGCAGCUGGUGACCAUGUCCGUGCGCGAGCUCAACCGACAUCUCCGGGGGGUCAGCAAAGAGGAGGUGAUCCGGCUCAAACAGAAGAGGAGAACCCUCAAAAACAGAGGCUAUGCCCAGUCGUGUCGCUACAAGCGGGUGCAGCAGAGGCACGUCCUGGAGGGCGAGAAGACCCAGCUGCUGCAGCAGGUGGACCACCUCAAGCAGGAGAUCUCCAGACUGGCGCGCGAGAGGGACGUUUACAAGGAGAAGUACGAGAAGCUCAUCAGCAGCGGCUUCAGAGAAAACGGCUCGAGCAGCGACAACAACCCGUCGUCCCCGGAGUUUUUCAUGACAUCACGAAAGUUUCUACACCUGUGAUACGACCUCUGACCCCUGCCCUUUGCCCCUGCAGUCUGAGACAGUGUAACACUGGAAUGCUUCUGGCUUAGGGUGACCCAUGGCUCCAAGACUGCCACAAAGCACAACCUCUCCAAACUCUACCCCUGAUGAUGAUCACGAUGAGGAAGAUAGAGAGUUAAGGAUUAAGGGAAAUCAGAAACCCUUAAUCAUCCUGAGUGCCAUUCCUCAGCCUUACCCACAAUCCCCUUCUACUGAAUCCUCCCUGAUUUUAAAGUCAGACAUUUCGCCAACAAUGGAAAAAACUAAUUUGGAAAGUCUUGAGACAUCCCUGCAUGUUUGAUGAUGCAGUCCGGACAAUAAAAGGAAUUCAAAAUGGAACUUCCACUAGAUACUUCCAGACCACAUGGACUCAAACUCUUUGUCUCUCUGCAACUGAUGGCCCUCCGGUUCUCGUACCAGAUGCUGUUUUAUUGGACUACACAUUAUCCCAGCAUUUUAAAAAAAGGUGGUUUGGAGGCUUUAGCCAUAUGGGGUAAAGAAAGACAACAACAUUCAAAUUCUUCCCAAACAGCAUCUUGUGUAUAUUGUGUACAGGAUAUGAAUACAGGCUUAUUCUUAUCAAUGUGAAGACACCAUGUUUGUAAAUAGUUCACAAAUUGUAUAUUUCCUGCAUUGUCUUUAUAGGUUACGCCAUUACAACAUUUAUUCAACAUUUUUAUCUGUACAGACGUAAAGGCUGACAUAGAUCUCCAAACAGAUGAGUAUUUGUAUUCCGUAAACAUCCAUAUAGACCCCCUCUAAAGACAACUCAAAUGUUAUUGCUUGUUAAGAAGACAUUUACAGAGUGAUUUAAACUUAGUUAAACCCUAAUGCAGGAUUGAGUGACUACGCCUUUGAGAACAAGAGAAACACAAUUGAAUUGAAUCUCUCGCUGUCUCUCUGCAUCUCUUUAUCUGCUGUAGAAGUCCCAGCCCGUGUGGUUCUAGUUCCCGAUUCCCAGAUAACUUCCAAACUUGAUUGCCAACGUCCUUGUACAGUUUAGAAUUGCUGCAUCUCAUCUUUUUUGCCCCUUCAAAUCAAUGAUUAUCUUAUGCCUGCAUCCUCUAUGUAGCUGUGACGUCCAUGUAGGUGACCCUACGGGGAUCACGGGGCCCGGAGGGGUCAGAGCACCUGAGGGGGGGUGGAUCUCUCCUGGAUGAGCCUCUCGCUGAGUUCCCACAGGCUGGCGGCUGCCGUUGGGUCCUGGGCCUGCGGAGAGGGCAAGCAACGGAAGCAGUUGUUGAAGUACAUCCCUCCGAUACCCUCCAGCUCUGGAACCACGGCACAGUAGAUUGUAGUGGCCGCUCCCUGUUGCUGUGGAAACAAAAAUUUAAAUAUCAGAAUAAACUGAAACAAUGUGAGCAAAAAUAAAUACUGUUGUUCUUGUAUGGAGCCUGAAGAACUGGGUGACCCUCUUUAGAGGGUCAGGGCAAUACCAAAGACACCUCUAACCAUCCGAGACUUGCAUUUUCUCCCCUAAAACUGAUCAUGAGAUGGGGGAAGUGCUUCACAGCCUUUCAAAAGACACCAUGGGACAGACUGUGAACCUGUUCAAAUGGAGUUCCUGUUGUACAUCGGACAUAUGGCUGUCAACAAUCUGCAUGCUUUCAUAUAGGUACCUGCCACAUACUAGUCUAGGAACCACCGGAAGUCUUCAAUUCUGGCAAGUUCUAUAAAAGCUUUUAAAGUGGAGUUAAACCUCAUGAUGUCUGAAUGCUGUAUCCUCUCUAGGGUUCAAAGGUUAGCUGAAAACCAACCAACUAUAUUAGCAAUGACAUGUUAUCUGCUAUAUAAGUAGGAAAAACAGGAUAAUAUAUUACAGACACUGGAACUGAGAAGCACUCAAUUGUCAGGUUUAUUGUACAUCUCUUGUACGCCUGCCAAGAAUCACAGACAAUGAUCAACACACACAAAAACA
Carassius carassius (crucian carp) is the source of this 3222-nucleotide messenger RNA. It is a transcript of the gene mafb, whose product is annotated as MAF bZIP transcription factor b. The transcript is spliced from 3 exons. NCBI's taxonomy places the organism in Eukaryota, Metazoa, Chordata, Actinopteri, Cypriniformes, Cyprinidae. Gene Ontology annotation, cellular component: nucleus. The record is from RefSeq and is a predicted model, not a curated record. Gene Ontology annotation, biological process: regulation of transcription by RNA polymerase II. Gene Ontology annotation, molecular function: DNA-binding transcription factor activity, RNA polymerase II-specific; RNA polymerase II cis-regulatory region sequence-specific DNA binding. The coding region runs from base 291 to 1283 and encodes 330 amino acids.